AUGUCGUCAGAAACCAACCCCAUCUCACCCGGACGCUUCGCAGAAGCUCUCAAAGAUCUCCCCCUCAGUACCCUCCACCUCAAAGCUGCCGAGAUCCGCAACAACAUAGCCCACCUGGACUACUCGAAUGAGCAACUCAAGCCCUUCGCGGAAGGCACCGAGACAAGCGCAAACGGUGUUCCCGACCAGGACUGCGUGGAUGCGAUCAGGGAGAACGAGAUUGUUAUUGCGAGGAUGCAGGAACGGUUACAGUUGUUAAGGGCGGAGGUUGAGGGGAGGGGGAGCAGCUGGGACGAAUUUAGGAGUGCGGAGGAGAUUCGAGAUGCGCAGCGUGAGGCGGAGGGCAGGACAGAGAGUGGAGAGAGGACGGUUAAUGGGACUGGAGAGGGGCACGAAGAAGAAGGAGAUAGGGAUGCGACGCAAGGCGGGCUAAGUGAGGCUUGGAGGGAUGGCACUUUUCAGACGGGGAGGAUCGUUAAUGGGGAAGUGCAGAUGGAUGAGGCACCGCCAGGUAAUAGAGCUACGAAUGGGUCUGGAAACGCGACUACAAAUGGUACUGGUGGAAGGCUAGAUGAUGAAACUUUGAUGAGGGCAAUGGAAGAGAGAAUGCGAGUGCUGGCAGAGGAGGACGAAGGUGGCAUACAUUUAUAA
This is a messenger RNA of Venustampulla echinocandica, 651 nucleotides long. RefSeq lists its product as uncharacterized. The transcript has a single exon. Gene Ontology annotation, molecular function: protein-macromolecule adaptor activity. The record is from RefSeq and is a predicted model, not a curated record. Lineage: Eukaryota; Fungi; Ascomycota; Leotiomycetes; Helotiales; Pleuroascaceae. Gene Ontology annotation, biological process: proteasome regulatory particle assembly. The coding region runs from base 1 to 651 and encodes 216 amino acids.